AAAGACAUUACCAAAAGACAGAACAGAACUAAAAGCUUCGAAGAAAAAAAAUCAGACAAUUCAAUUUCAACUAAACGAAGAAGAUGUCAGUAGCCUCACCGAUUCAAUGUAUCAGGAUUCUAAAUCCAUCAUCAUCUUCUUCAUCAUUAUCUACCACAACAGCUUCAUCGUCUUUUAGAUUCUCAAAGAGUACUAAGCCAUGUGUAUUCAUCAUCAGAUGUUCUCAGACAGAAGGUCCUUUAAGAAGGCCAUCGGCUCCUCCUACUCUCCGGGAGCCGCAAAAACCUGUUCCUCCAUCUCAGUCUUCUUCCUCUCCACCACCAUCACCACCGCCGCCGCAGAAAGCUGUGGCUGUUGAUGGUAAGAGUGUAACUACGGUUGAGUUUCAGAGAGUCAAGGCUAAAGAGCUUCAGGAGUACUUUAAAAAGAAGAAGCUUGAAGCUGCUGGUCAAGGUCCCUUCUUUGGUUUUCAACCCAAAAACGAGAUCUCUAAUGGAAGGUGGGCUAUGUUUGGUUUCGCAGUCGGGAUGCUUACCGAGUAUGCAACUGGAUCAGAUCUUGUCGACCAAGUUAAGAUCCUUCUCUCGAAUUUCGGCAUUCUAGACUUGGAAUAAUAUGAGUGUGUUAUUAUAUAUAGACAGACCUCUUCUCUCUUGUCUCCAAUUCCUCUACUUGUUGAUUCUUCUUCCUGUAUAUGUAUCUCUAAGAUCUUACCUACAAAUACAGGGCCAUUUGUGUAUUCAAUCACUUUUUUAUCUUCAAAUGGUAUAAAUACGAUCUUGUAUCGA
Molecule: messenger RNA, 788 nt
Organism: Capsella rubella
Lineage: Eukaryota; Viridiplantae; Streptophyta; Magnoliopsida; Brassicales; Brassicaceae
Product: light-harvesting complex-like protein OHP2, chloroplastic
Exons: 2
Coding region: 84-614 (176 amino acids)
Cellular component (GO): chloroplast thylakoid membrane
Source: RefSeq, a predicted model, not a curated record